CUCUGGUUUUCCCACUCUCAACUCUAUCUCUGUUUUCACCUUUAACCCUAAUUAAGACCAAAUUCAAACCCUCCCUUUUAUAUACCUUCUCCUUCUCAUUCCUUCGUCUUCAUAUUCCACAGAGAUGGUUUGAGUAUUUCACAUCUCUGUGUCAUUAGAAAGAAUCAUAAGAAACAGUGCCUUUUAGCUACUGUUGCUCUGUUUUUGUGUGUUCGUCCUUGGGCACGGUUGAAUUAUCUUGUUUUGGGUGAUACCCAGAUCGAGUUUUGACGUGUUUAAGAGGUUUAUGCAAUACCCAUCUCGAGUUUGGGAGGUGUUUUGUUGGAGUCCCCUGUUUUGGAAGGUGUUGAAUUAAAGGUUUUGUGAAUUUUGAAUGGGGAUUAAGACGACUUUGGUUGAUUCAAAAGGGGAGAAGUUGAGUGAAUUGCCUUCGGUUACUGAGAAUUCGAAUAAGAACAGCAACGCCAAUUCGAAUUCUAUUACCAAUACCGAUAAGAAUAGCAGUUCUAAGAAGAACCGGCGACGACCGAAGAAGAUGUUUUGCCCAAUUCAGAAGCUUUAUGACACUUGCAAGGAUGUGUUUACCUUUGGUGGGACAGGGGUUGUUCCCUCUCCCGAGAAAAUCGAUCUUCUACGUUCUGUUUUGGAUGACAUCAAGCCGGUGGAUGUUGGCCUGACUCCGGAUAUGCCAUAUUUCAGGAGAUCAUCAGUCCGGAGAACUCCUCCUAUAACAUAUUUGCACCUUCAUGAAUGUGACAAAUUUUCUAUGGGGAUCUUCUGCUUGCCACCAUCAGGUGUCAUUCCUCUUCAUAAUCAUCCUGGAAUGACUGUUUUCAGCAAGCUUCUGUUUGGGACAAUGCAUAUCAAAUCAUACGACUGGGUGGCGGAUGUCCCUUGCAACACAUCUUCUAUUGUGAAUCCUUUAGAAAUUCAGCGUCCUGAAUUGCGAUUGGCAAAGGUUAAGGUUGAUUCCGACUUUGCUGCACCUUGCAACACCUCAAUUCUCUAUCCUGCUGAUGGAGGCAACAUGCACUGCUUCACUGCCGUGACAGCCUGUGCUGUGCUGGAUGUGCUUGGCCCUCCAUACUCCGAUCGUGAAGGCAGGCACUGCACGUACUACCUAGACUUUCCGUUCACUAAGUUUUCUGUUGAUGGUGUAUCAGUGCCUGAAGAGGAAAAAGAAGGCUAUGGAUGGCUCCAAGAGAGGGAGAAGCCUAAAGACUUGUCUGUAGUUGGAGCACCAUACCGAGGACCAAAGAUAGUGAAGAAGUGAUUUGGUUGUCUGCAUCAUCUUUCCUUCCAUGUUGUUAAUGGCUGCUUCUAGUUCUAUGCAGCAUUAGAACUUUCCUGUCAUUUUCAUUUUUCUGUGCUUGGUUAUUUUUUAACUUUGGUGGGUCAUUAAGCACCUGGGGGGUGCUUUUUCAUUCUACAAUUCUGUACAUAAAAGUUAAAAAAAGGGAAAAAAAGAAGCAACAAAAAGAGAAGUGUUGGAACUUUUUAAGUGUGCACCGGAAGAAGUUGUAGCUCAAUGAAUGAGUAAACAUUAAAAGUGCACUAUUUUUUUAAA
Messenger RNA from Mangifera indica (mango), 1567 nucleotides. RefSeq names its product plant cysteine oxidase 2-like. NCBI's taxonomy places the organism in Eukaryota, Viridiplantae, Streptophyta, Magnoliopsida, Sapindales, Anacardiaceae. Gene Ontology annotation, molecular function: oxidoreductase activity, acting on single donors with incorporation of molecular oxygen, incorporation of two atoms of oxygen. The transcript is spliced from 5 exons. The record is from RefSeq and is a predicted model, not a curated record. The coding region runs from base 374 to 1273 and encodes 299 amino acids.